AUGGAAAGAGAGAAUCGGAAAGUGGUCUAUUGGAAAUUCCUCAACCAAAACAAUUGGAGUCCUCAAGAAUUCGGGAUUCAUAGAGAAGCCCCUUCAAAGAAAGUGUUCAAGAAGGGUUUCAUAAAGUUUAGCAAACUUUAUUUCAACACUCGUCAUGAGUUGUGGAGGCGACGGAAGAGUCCCGAUCAGCCCCAGACUCGAGAAAGGAGUAAAUCGCCUAACAAGGCUCAGGUUGAACAAGGGAACCGGUCAGAAGUGAAUGCUAAUCAAAUGAGCACCUGAACUCAACGAAAUAAAGCUAAUUUUAUAAUUUUUGGUGGCGAUAAACCAGAGGAGUCAAAGGAGACUAACAGAGAAUCUUCAAAUUCGCUAAUCUCAAAGACUAAAUAUUUUGGGAAGAUCAAUUUUAAUAAGCUAAAUCGGAGAAAAUCAGUUGAAAAGGAGAGGCAUUUUCCUGACUUUAAUACAAUUCUGAUGCCAGAUGUCUUGCUUCCACCGCGUAAUGACUCUACCUCGAAAAGAUAAACAAUAUUAAGCGAGUGGAGAUCAAUAAAAGUGUUGAUUAUUUGGAUAGCAAACGUGACUGAUUUCGGAGGAAUCGAAUAAAAUAUGGAAGUAACACUACGACUAAACAUCUUAAUGUCAGUUCAGAAUACAAGCAGCAGCCGGAGCAGGCUACUCUUCCAGCCAUUUUCUCUAACCAUUGAAUCACCAAGUCUACCUAUCAAGAAGAGCCUGCUUUGGAAAAGGGAAAUGUUGG
Moneuplotes crassus is the source of this 760-nucleotide messenger RNA. The record is from the annotation of a GenBank genome assembly. NCBI's taxonomy places the organism in Eukaryota, Ciliophora, Spirotrichea, Euplotida, Euplotidae.